Molecule: messenger RNA, 502 nt
Organism: Lolium perenne
Lineage: Eukaryota; Viridiplantae; Streptophyta; Magnoliopsida; Poales; Poaceae
Source: RefSeq, a predicted model, not a curated record
AUAUGCCACUUGUUAGUUCCAGUAAAUUAAUCAGGUAUUGAAAGUUUAAGUAUUGUACUACACGAGCAAAACUAAUCACAAGGAUGACAGCAGCUGGGCGACAACAUCUCCCGCAUCAGGGACAGCAAGAAGGUCUCCCAGGCAUGGAGGACCGGACUCUUCGGGAUCACAGCGAGGCCGUCCCCAACGCUGCCGCACCUUCCCUGCUGCCGUCGACACUCCCUGCCCUCAACCCGGCCUCCGCUGCUCCCUGUGCUCGCCUCUCCGCUCUGGCCUGGGAGACCUGGUGCUCCAGAUCAGGUGUGUGCGAGAUGGGGAUCAGGUAUCUCCAGUCGAUCGUGGGAUCAGGUGUCUCCAGGAGAGCUCAGGUGAUCUGGAACCUGAAGACAACUUGUGCAACAUCAUUUUCUAGCAAGAUGCAUGCUGGAGAUCCUGAAGACAACUCUAGUGAAAUUUUAUGUUUAUAUUGUAAUAACGAGCAUGACUGAGUCUUAUUGCUCCA